ACUUCGAGGAUACCUUGACGUUUUACGUUGAUUACAAUGGCGCGUACGAAGCAGACCGCUCGCAAAUCGACAGGAGGAAAAGCUCCUCGCAAACAGCUCGCUACUAAAGCGGCGAGGAAGAGCGCUCCAGCUACCGGUGGCGUGAAGAAGCCUCAUCGUUAUAGGCCUGGUACUGUGGCCCUUCGUGAAAUCCGUCGUUAUCAAAAAAGUACGGAAUUGUUGAUACGUAAAUUGCCGUUCCAGCGACUCGUUCGCGAGAUCGCUCAAGACUUUAAGACUGAUUUACGUUUCCAAAGUUCUGCCGUAAUGGCACUCCAAGAGGCUAGCGAAGCAUAUCUCGUAGGAUUGUUCGAAGAUACCAACUUGUGCGCUAUUCAUGCUAAACGAGUCACCAUCAUGCCUAAAGAUAUCCAAUUGGCACGUCGCAUUCGUGGCGAGCGAGCUUGAACAAAUUAUAAACAAUCGGCCCUUUUCAGGGCCAACAAUUUUUUUCGAAAGAACAUCCUGUUAGCAAUGCACUAUUAAUAUAAUGAACUUAGAGCUAAAUAUAUUAAUACUUUAUUCUUAAUUUAAAUCGUUUUAGAUGUGAUGGAUUUAUAAUCUUCAGAAUAAUGU
Molecule: messenger RNA, 615 nt
Organism: Camponotus floridanus (Florida carpenter ant)
Lineage: Eukaryota; Metazoa; Arthropoda; Insecta; Hymenoptera; Formicidae
Product: histone H3
Exons: 1
Coding region: 37-447 (136 amino acids)
Cellular component (GO): nucleosome
Molecular function (GO): DNA binding; protein heterodimerization activity; structural constituent of chromatin
Source: RefSeq, a predicted model, not a curated record